Messenger RNA from Chiroxiphia lanceolata (lance-tailed manakin), 3574 nucleotides. It is a transcript of the gene TMEM62, whose product is annotated as transmembrane protein 62. The record is from RefSeq and is a predicted model, not a curated record. The coding region runs from base 106 to 2097 and encodes 663 amino acids. The transcript has 14 exons. Gene Ontology annotation, molecular function: hydrolase activity. Lineage: Eukaryota; Metazoa; Chordata; Aves; Passeriformes; Pipridae.
CGGGGGGUGGGACGCGGAAGUGCCGCAGCCGGCGGUACUGCCCGGCAGGAGGGCGGGAGACAGGAGCGCUCUCCAGGGGCGGGCACCGUGGCGGCGCGGCACAGGAUGCUGGGGCUGGCGGCGGGGCUACUGGCGGCAGCCGCCGUGGCGCUGCUGCUGGACUGGUACGGGCCGUCGGGGGCGCCGCCGGCCGCGGGGCAGCGCCGCCGCUGGGCCCCGCAUCCCGCUCCCGGCGCGGCGGCCGCCGGCCUGCUGUGGGUCGUGCAGGUGUCAGAUAUUCAUAUCAGCAGAUUCUGGGAUCCCAAACGAGCUCCCGACUUCGAAAAAUUCUGUUCUGAAACAAUUGACAUAAUUCAACCCGCACUUGUUCUAGCAACAGGUGACCUGACAGACGCUAAGACAAGAGAUAGACUGGGGUCUGAGCAGGUAGAAGAAGAGUGGAAAACUUACCAGUCAAUCCUGAAGAGAUCAAGAGUCAUGGAAAAAACCAAGUGGAUAGACAUCAAAGGGAAUCAUGAUUCAUUCAACAUUCCACACCUGGAUAGCGUUCAGAAUUAUUACAGGAAAUACUCUGCCUGGCAUAAAGAUGGCUCUUUCCAUUACAUCCACACUACCUCCUUUGGGAACUAUUCAUUCAUCUGCGUGGAUGCCACACUCAGCCCAGGCCCUAAGAGACCCUAUAAUUUCUUUGGGAUUUUAAACAAGAAUCAAAUGGCAGAGCUAUCUUUGAUGGCAACAGAAAGUCUGCACAGCAACCAUACUAUCUGGUUUGGCCAUUAUCCCACCUCAACAAUCAUCUCCCCAGCCCCAGGAGUACGAACAUUAAUGAGUUCUGCCACAGCCUAUUUAUGUGGACAUCUCCAUACAUUGGGUGGGCUUAUGCCAGUGUUGCACAGUCAGCACCGUGGUGGCACUCUGGAACUCGAACUGGGAGACUGGAUGGAUAAUAGGAGGUACCGGCUCCUUGCAUUUGACCAUGACCUCCUUAGUUUUGCAGAUCUUAACUUUGAAGAAUGGCCUGUAGUUCUCAUCACCAAUCCCAAGUCCUUCCUUUACAGCAGUUCUACUCAUGAACCACUAGUCAAAAUUCUUCAUUCCACUCAUAUCAGAAUUCUGGCAUUCUCUCCUUCUGUCAUUGUCUCCGUCAAAGUCUACAUAGACAGAGUUCACUUGGGGAAUGCACAUCAGGUGUCUGGUCCUCUCUAUGUGCUGAAGUGGAGCCCACAAAACUACAGUGAAGGGUACCAUCACAUAGAUGUGACUGUCCAGGAUGCUUCAGGAAGAAUUGGCACACGGGGCCAUAUAUUUGCUAUGGAAGAAAGCCUCUCUCUUAGAUUUGACUUUUGGCCAUCUGUGAUUCUUCUCACUGACCACUAUGUUCUAGCUCGUGUGCUCUUUGGACUGAUUGUGCUGAUUCAGAUCACCUUGCUGCUUGUUUUCAGAUACCUCCAAAAGCCAGUACUCAAAGGUAUGAACCAAUGUUUGUGGGUUUUAGAGAAUCAUUUUUCCCUAAACUUUUUACUGUUUGUCUGUGUGCUAACAAUAGAAAAGCCAGGAUUACUUACUCUGACUUCGUACUCUCUUCAUGUCUUCAGUAAAACAAACACCUUCUACUACUCAAUUCUGGUUCUGAAUUUAUACACCAUUCUGGGACCGUGGUUUGUAGGUGAACUGAUAGAUGGCCAGUGGGGGGCCUGUUUUUCCUUUGGGGUGUUCGUUGGUGGUUCCUUCUUACAGGGCAGUAUGACAUUUGUGGUUGGGAUUUUACAGAUGUUGUUUUUCAACCUGCCAUUAAUGGCCUAUCUGUGCUGGUGCCUAUUUUUGCGAUGCCGGGGUCACAGCUUCCGCUCUCACAUCCGUCACGUCCGACGCCUCACAGCUGUGCUUGUUCACCUGGCAAUGGCACUCCUCCUGGCCUGGCAGGUCUAUUCCUGCUAUUUCCUACAACGAACCUAUGGGACCUUGGCUUUCUUCCUCUCCCCAAUGAGAAUGUGGCUGGUGGCACUGACCUCAGCUCUCAUUUAUAAAACCUGGACACUGAAAUCAUCUGAGCUCAGAACUUACAUAGUAGAAAUGAAAAACUGUCAGAGCUCCUGAAGUACAGUAUAAGUAUUCCAAAUUCUUUGUCUUAAAAACUGUCGAGAUACAACCUAUCGUUUUGUGAUGCUGGAAUUCCAUGCAGCUCAACCAUUAGGUGGUAAGAUCUGAAGUUGCACCUGCACUGCUACAGAACUGUAUUAAAUAGUAAAUGUACAACAAUAUGUAGUACAUAGUUUUCUUGUAUUAUACCAUAUACUGUAUAAUAUAUGUUAUACAAUACAGUUACACAUUCAGUCAAAUGUAUAACAGUGGGUUCUUUGUGAUACAGAACAUGGAUAUGUCUGGACAUGUUUGUCUAUUACUGUGAAUGGAAAAAUAUUUUUGAUUUAUUAAAUUCUUUAUUUUUAUAAUGCUGGGAAAAGUGAGCAUAAAUCUUGAUAAUGAGCUUCAGGAUUUUUGCUUAACUUUGAUUUUUAUUUCAAGAUUUACAAGAUUUUUACAAGAAUAACUACAAGACUAGACCAGAUGUCUUUAUGAAGUAAUAGUGGUUGCAGAGGUGCUAUGGUGGCCUUCACAGUAAGAGUCCUAUGCUUAUACACUUUCAGUGCAUAAUGCUGUAUACAAGCAGAUUAUAGGCUGUUAGGUGUGUAUAUGUGUGUUUGUGGUCAUGUUUACCUGAGCUGUGGACUAUUGCUCUUGUUUCCAAUUCUCCCAUAUCUGACCAGUAAAAAGACAGUGAAAGAUCAAUGUUGCUGGGAUUUUCAGCUGUAGUCAGAGUUCAGCGUCAAAGCAAUGGAGACCAUGUCCUCAGGAUGGGAGAUCCUGGAGGAAUUAUGUGGUCUGGUGCCUACAACGUCUGUAACUGAGCAGGUCAGGCCUGUGUUUCUGAGUCUCAGUCAAAUGCACUGAAGAGUGACCUAAGGGAACUCUUUUUUUGUUUUCACUUUUUUUGAAGUCCAAAAAUGAUAGUACAAUUAGUUACAUUUAUGAAGAAUGCAAGGAUCCAGAGCCAAGAGAGCCAAGGUGCCUUGAUUUGUAAAGGAAAACACUGGGUUGCUUUACAGAAGACUGCUGUGAGUAGAACAUUUAAAAUACUUCAGGUAAUUUUACAGUAAUUUAUUUAUGGCUCCUCAAAAGAAAAAGGAGAGGUAACUUACUUAGGGCACCUGUGACUGUAGUAGAACAUAGGAAAAUAAACUGAAUUGGAAGAAAAUGCUGACUACAACAAAAACUUUUUGUUAUUUCUAAAAGAUGACAAUUUUCCUUCUCUUUAAUUUGUUCUUCAAUGACUGAUGAUUACAAUAGAGCUCUCAUUUGCAUAAGUUAAAUACACUGUUAAGACAAUACAGAAUGUAAUUUGUUGCUACAUAAGUUUGUUUUGCAAAGCUGUUAGAAAAUCAGAGGCAGGGCACAAAAUGUAUUUGUGAGAAAUGCUACUGAAAAAUUAAUAAUGACAUUUCACAAUUACUUUUAUGUGAUAAGGGAGCAUAAGAAUUGGCAAUAAAAUAUAUCGUAUUUCUACCCUGUGACAAGA